Molecule: messenger RNA, 923 nt
Organism: Hypomesus transpacificus
Lineage: Eukaryota; Metazoa; Chordata; Actinopteri; Osmeriformes; Osmeridae
Exons: 6
Coding region: 111-785 (224 amino acids)
Source: RefSeq, a predicted model, not a curated record
GACGGAGCAGGCUAUAAAACAGGCUGCUGGUGUUGAACACACCUCAUCUGAAAGGCAACACUCUCGAAUUCUACACAUCUACAGGUCAACAGCUGCUUUAACAAGGAACCAUGGCAAAGAGUGUGGCAGUGAUUCUGGCUGGGUGUGGGGUCUAUGAUGGAACAGAAGUGCACGAGGCCUCUGCUGUUCUAGUGCACCUGAGCAGGGCUGGGGCAAAGGUCCAGAUGUUUGCUCCUGACAUGGACCAGAUGCAUGUCAUCAACCACUGUGAGGGCAAACCUUCCGAAGAGAAACGCAAUGUGCUCCAGGAGAGUGCCCGUAUCGCUCGUGGUGAGGUGAAAGACCUGUCUACGCUGGAAACCACUGCCUUUGAUGCCAUUAUCAUCCCAGGUGGAUUUGGUGUGGCUAAGAACCUGAGUGACUGGGCAGUGAAAGGGAAGGAAUGCAGCGUCCAGCCCCAGGUAGAACGACUGAUCAAGGAGUUCAAUGUAAAAGGCAAACCCCUGGGAAUGUGUUGCAUCUCUCCAGUCCUUGCAGCCAAGGUCCUACCAGGCUGUGAGAUCACCGUGGGACAGGACAAGGAGUGUAAGAUGUGGCCAAAUGCUCAGACUGCAGGUACCAUGACAGAGAUGGGAUGCAAACAUGUCAAUAAAAAUGUGGGACAGGCACACAUCGAUGUCAAGAAUAAACUGGUGACCACCAGUGCCUUUAUGUGCAAUGCUCCCAUUCACGAAAUUUAUGAUGGGAUUGGUGUCAUGGUUAAAGAAGUACUGAAACUAGCUUAAGGUUGAAAUGUAAAUAAUAAAGUGUUAUUUUGCUAGAGAGGUAUUCUCUUUUAUGUUGCUAAGUUCGACAUUCAGACUGUUUGCUGUCAUAUGCUUGUAUUGUUUUAAAUUAGAAAUAAAAGUAAUUUUUUACUUUGA